GGAAUCCGGGAGGAAUAUCGCCCUCAAAAUGACCGUAGCAAAAGGAAACUCCACUAGCGUCCUGCAGCACAUCGAAGCUGGUCUCAACGUGCUCAACCAGCUGUGCAUCGGAUUCGUGACGAUCUGGAUCUGCUGGAACUGCCUACGCACUGGCCUCACUGGAAUCCGGCUGCACGUCUGGCUGGUGUCCUUUGGCUUUGUGUUCCUCAUGGCGGAGGCCAUGAUGUGCUUCUACGACGGCAACUGGCUAACUCUGCGCUACACUCGCCAGCGCAAGACGGCCAUCCAUGUGGUGCUCCAGAUACUCGGUGGCGGCAUGGGGGUAGCCGGCUGCCUGGUCCAACUGAUACGUGACCACUGGAGCAUUAGCGUCACCAUCCACGCUCGCCUGGGAUUCGCUGCCUUCAUACUGUGCCUCAUCUCUUUGCUCAGUGGACUGGCAGCAGUGCUCGCGCGCAGCCUGUCGAGGGUUUGCUCGCCACUGUCCAACAAGACCUUCCACGUCCUGCUCAGCAUGGGCGCCUUUGUUACGGCCAUGUUGGCCCAGUUCUACGGCUACACGCAAACCGGAAUAUUCAAAGACCAAGGCGCGGAUUUCGUUAUCCUUAUGCAGGUCGUGACCCUCGUGUCAAUGGUCCUAACCUGCAUAGCACCGCUGAAGUCUCUAUAUCAGAAAGCUCUCAGUUUCGCCAGUUAAGAGGAUUCU
This is a messenger RNA of Drosophila navojoa, 706 nucleotides long. RefSeq lists its product as uncharacterized. Gene Ontology annotation, molecular function: transmembrane monodehydroascorbate reductase activity. The record is from RefSeq and is a predicted model, not a curated record. NCBI's taxonomy places the organism in Eukaryota, Metazoa, Arthropoda, Insecta, Diptera, Drosophilidae.